ACAUGGGUUCGAGUCUCGCUGGCGGCGCUAUGGCGCCCAAGGGGUUCAAAAUCCGCCGACCCAGCGCGGGCCGAAAAUACGGGGUGGCGGCGAGGGGCCUGAGGGAGUUGCUUUCCAAGGCUUGCCUCCUCCUGCAGCUGCCUCUUCCUGGCUCUCGGUUGUGUCUGUACGAGGACGGCACAGAGGUGACGGAAGACUAUUUCCAGAAAAUUCCAGAGAAUUCAGAGCUGGUCUUGUUAGCCCCAGGAGAGGACUGGCAUGGGUAUGUGAGUGAGAUCCAGCGCUUUCUUCACGCGUUUUCCACCCAGGCGGACGCCGUUAUUCAAGCGGCUCGGGGACUGCUUUCCUCUGAGGAAGCCCCUGGGAGGCAGAAGCUGCUGGCAGACCUUAUUCAGAAUCUCAGUGAAAAUAUUUCUGCAGAAACCAGAGAUGAAGAUGAGAGCUGGUUUGAAGGGGUCGAAUCUCGCUUCAAGACGAAGUCCAGUUAUAUGCGCUACAGCUGUGAGAGCCGGAUCCGUGCUUACGUGCAAGAGGUCAGCAGCUACGCUUCGGCCAUCCACCCUCCCGUCCAAGCAAAAUUCAAACAGAUUGUGCAAACAAUGCUGGAGAAGUUGAAGCUGGAGAGGUACAAUGGCUGCUAUUUCGACAGAAGUGAGAGCAAGAAGGUCUGCCUUUGCACACCUGAGGGCUGGUUCUCUUGUCAGGGGCCUUUUGACGCUGCCGGCUGCCAGGGCAGACACUCCAUCAAUCCCUAUGGGAACAAAGAAAGCCGCAUCCUUUUCAGCACCUGGAACCUCGAUCACAUGUAUGUUGCAGGGCCUGAGCCAACAGGGCGUCACCUUUGGAUUGAGCAAAUGAACCUUUCCCUUGUCGUGGAGCAGGGAAUCGAAAAAAAACGGAUGGUUCUCCCAACAUUAGCCAAAGCCAUUGAGGGCUGCGAGGGCAGGGAAGUGGACUGGGAAUAUUUCUACCGCCUGCUGUUCACUGUAGAGAACUUGAAACUUGUUCACGUCGCCUGCCACAAGAAAGGCACCCACAACCUCAGCUGUGACAAAAAGAGGAUCUACCGCAAACAGAAGCAGGCCCGCCGGAUCCGGAAGUGAUGCCUCCGGGAGGCCGCACAACGGGUUCUGGGCUGGUGACAGGUGAGGUGGGCUGGCCAGCUCUGCAGGCCCCUCACGUGGGGGGCCGGGUGGGUGUCCAGGCGUUCUUGCCCCUUACCCUCGCCAGCCCUCUGCGCCUUUGCCGUCACCCACGUGUCAAGCAACGCAUUCCCCGGUGAGGCCUUCCAGCGUUACGGUUUUGAUCCUCGCAUCAGUAUGUUGCUACCUGUGUUAGUGGCGGCGGCGGCCAUCGCCCACCUCGGAGAAUGCAGAAGCCGCCGGACCCUGACUUUGCCUUUCUACCUCUCGCAAAGCCCGGCUCGCCUCCUGUGCUCUCCAUGAAGGCCAAACUUCCCUCACAGCCGAUGCGAUGACGGGCCACCCUCCCGCUCUCAGUUCAGGGCAGUGCUUCACACGCCUGGCGGAAGCGGUGGGUGCCCAGGGAAGCGGUGGGGGGCCCUGCUGCCAGGUCAGUCCUGCUCUGUGGUGGAUCCCCUGCUCUGCGUGCGGCGUUUGCAAGUGCGGCUGCUCAUCUUCCCCCAGAGAGGGGUGCCCUGGGGGCUCCGUUCCUCUCAGCGGGGAGAACCGAUCAUGGUUAUUUGGACGCCGUGGUUCUCCAUCUUCGUUUCUGAAAACAGUGACUUCACAGAAACCUUUUUCCGUGUGGAGGAGAAAACAGCCAUAUUCUUGGGCUUCCAAAGGCAGUUUAGUAAUUUUAUAAUGCAGUGCGGUCGCCUUUCGGAAUGUGUUAACGAGAAGCGCCUGGUGCCUCCGCGUGGACACGUACUGCUGGUUUGGCAUGCACUGUCGUAUCAGCAUCUUCUGGGCCUCCCAGCCAGAAGCUUGAACCCCCAGUGAGCUGAAGGGCAUUCACAAGUGCACCUGCGGUUGUGCUGUUCUUGCCCCAGAACUUGUCUGAUGGGCAGAACUUAAGCUGUUGCUGACACAGUGGCAUGCCGUGGUUCCCCUCAAGCUCCUAUCAUCCCCGGCCAGCCCAUUCAGUGAUUCUGCUGUCUAGAAAUGGUGAAAAUUGUAUUCUGCGCAGACGGAGAGUCCCAGGUUGGCUGUGGAAUGGCCAACGAGGGCUUCCUUACCAAAGAGUAAGUAAAUGGAAUUCACUGGUCUCACACCAGUUUUGUCCUCAGGAACUGAAGAUGUUUUACAUUUUAUUAAAGUGUUUUUGCAGUC
Varanus komodoensis (Komodo dragon) is the source of this 2291-nucleotide messenger RNA. It is a transcript of the gene DFFB, whose product is annotated as DNA fragmentation factor subunit beta. Bases 3 to 1103 code for a protein of 366 amino acids. Gene Ontology annotation, molecular function: DNA endonuclease activity. The transcript has 7 exons. Gene Ontology annotation, biological process: apoptotic process; apoptotic DNA fragmentation. Gene Ontology annotation, cellular component: cytoplasm; nucleus. The record is from RefSeq and is a predicted model, not a curated record. Lineage: Eukaryota; Metazoa; Chordata; Lepidosauria; Squamata; Varanidae.